Messenger RNA from Arachis ipaensis, 1169 nucleotides. NCBI's taxonomy places the organism in Eukaryota, Viridiplantae, Streptophyta, Magnoliopsida, Fabales, Fabaceae. The record is from RefSeq and is a predicted model, not a curated record.
GAGUACAUUAAUAUAUAUAGUUUCAGAUGCAAAAAAAACACCUUGUUAGAUGAAAGACCUGUUUUUUCACUUUUAUAAAUACUCCAUCUUUAGUCACUAGGCUUUCAUUUUUCUGAUAAAACAAACUCUUACUUCUGCUAAGUGCAAAAGAAGAAGCUAGCUAAAUUAUAUAUAUAUUGAGGCACUAGUAUAAGAGGUUGUUGCAAGCUAAGAAAGGAUGGAUUUCCCAAACCACCAUCAUCAGGAAUCGAUGUCAGAGAGUUGUUCUCAACAGAAAAAGAACAACAACAUGGGAAGAGGGAAGAUAGAGAUAAAGAGGAUAGAGAACACAACAAACAGGCAAGUAACAUUCUGCAAGAGGAGGAAUGGCUUGCUCAAGAAGGCAUAUGAGUUAUCUGUUCUUUGUGAUGCUGAGGUUGCUCUUAUUGUCUUCUCAAGCCGUGGUCGCCUCUAUGAAUAUGCUAAUAACAGUGUCAAAGCAUCUAUUGAGAGGUACAAGAAAGCCAGUUCAGAUUCUUCUAAUGGUGGAUCCACUUCUGAGAUUAAUGCUCAGCAUUACCAGCAAGAAUCUGCAAAACUGCGUGUGCAAAUCAGUAACCUUCAGAACCACAACAGGCAAAUCUUGGGUGAGGCUUUGAGCAAUAUGGCUGUCAAGGAUCUCAAAAACCUUGAGACCAAAUUGGAAAGAGGGAUUAGCAAAAUUCGUUCCAAGAAGGUAUUUAUAUACAUAUAUCUUUCUAUUAUUAUUUUAGAAGCUAAGAGUAUAUAUAUAAUUGCUUUCAAAUUAAUUAAUUACUUCAUGUUUGUUCUACAUCAGAACGAGCUGCUGUUUGCAGAGAUAGAUUACAUGCAGAAGAGGGAGGUAGACUUGCAUAACAACAACCAGUUUCUUAGAGCUAAGAUAGCAGAAAGUGAGAGGAACCAACAUAGCAAUAACAACAACAAUAAUGUGUUGAGUGGAGGAGGAACAAACUAUAACAAUAAUGAAUCUCAUCACAAUGAGCAGCAUCAAUUUGAGUCUCGUGGCUACUUCCAAGUCACUGCAUUACAACCCAAUAACAAUGAAAACCACUAUGCUGCUACUGCUGCUAGGCAAGAUCACAUGUCCCUUCAAUUAGUCUAAGCCUCUAUCUAUCUACAUACCUACCAAUAAUUUAUUUCCUUCUUCU